AUGGCUGCCUGGUUCUUCUUCUUUUUCUUCUUCUCACUCUCCUUUUUGUUCCACCAUGUUCGCGCCAUCUCCCUGCCGCCUUCCUUUAGCUUUGACUUCUCAAACACCUCCAGCUACCAUCUACAAGAUCUACUAUUCGAAGGAGACACCACCCUAAACGGCGACGUGGUUGACCUCACCUGCAACCCCAUGAAAGAAUAUUGCAUUGGGCGGAUGUCAUACAAACACCCGGUGUUCUUGUAUGACAACAACACUGGCGAGUGGGCAAGCUUCACCACCCGCUUCACAUUCUCCAUCCAAUUGGGGCCCACCGAAUCCAAGGGGGACGGCAUCGCCUUCUUCCUCUCCGGCUACCCCUCACGAUUACCUCUUGGAUCGUCUGGUGAUCAGCUUGGGCUCACCAGCAGAAACAAUGUUACCCCUUCUGGCGCGGACCAGUUCCUUGCCGUCGAGUUCGACACGUAUAGCUCGAGUUCAACAAGUACGGGAACUCAAUUCACGGCUGACCAUAUUGGCAUCGACCUCAACUCCAUAAAGUCGGUUAGCAAGACGAGGUUGCCGCCCGGCUACAGCCUCAGCGGCACCAUGACGGCAACGAUCACGUUCGACAAUGCCACAAGGAUACUAGAGGCUAUCGUGCACUUCGAUUCGAAUAGUUCUCUUGGCGAUGCUCAGGUCAAGACGCGGUUACCGGAUUACCUCGAUACCUUGCUCCCGCCUGAGGUCUCUGUGGGGUUCUCGGCGGCCACCGGUGCAUACAGUGAGCUGCAUCAGAUACACUCUUGGUCCUUCAACUCCACUAUGGUGGCUAGAGACAAAUUCUCUGACAAGAAGAAGAUCGGGGCUGGUAGUUUCGGCGUGGUUUACCAUGGGAGCCUCAAGAACUCAAAAGGAGAAUCCAAGGACUUGGCUGUGAAGAAAAUCAACAAGGACUCGGGAGGAGAAUCCAAGGACUUCCUCGCGGAGCUGGGAGCCAUUAGCCAAACACGCCACGGUAACGUGGUGAGGCUUGAAGGCUGGCAGAACAUCAAGCUCUUCCUUGUCUAUGAAUUGGUGCCUAAUGGUGACCUGUACCAGCACCUGUAUGAAAGGACAACUGUACUUCCAUGGGCAAUGAGGUACAAAAUAGUUCAGGGCUUAUGUUCUGCUCUUCAUUACCUCCACCACCAAUGCGACCCAUAUAUCUUGCAUAGAGAUAUCAAACCAAGCAACAUACUUCUUGAUAAUGAAUUCAACGCCAAGUUGGGCGACUUCGGCCUGUCGAGGGUAGCCAAAGACAAUCAACAGACAUCAGUGCCGAUGACGGUGGCUAUCGGCACGGAGCGCUACAUGGAUCCUCUGUGCAUGAAAGACGGAAAGGUCAACUUUCGCCGCAGCUCCGACGUAUACAGCUUUGGGAUCGUCCUGCUAGAGAUAGCGCAUGGAGGAUACGCCCCGGUGGAUGUCCGGAAGAUGCACACAGAUCAACCAGAAUCAUUCGUGGACGAGAUUGCUGACGUGAAGCUUGCUGGCCAGUUUAACAAGACGCAGAUGGAGCAGGUCAUUCUCCUAGGCCUCCGGUGUUCUGAAGGGGAUGAGAACCAACGGCCUACAUUCAGAGGUGCAACGAAUUUCCUGGAUACUGGGGCGGAGUUGUGCCCUGCCACACCUACCCAUGAAUAAGAACCCCACUUUGCUGCUACCGCUUGUGCCUAGCAAACUAU
This is a messenger RNA of Lolium perenne, 1703 nucleotides long. Lineage: Eukaryota; Viridiplantae; Streptophyta; Magnoliopsida; Poales; Poaceae. The record is from RefSeq and is a predicted model, not a curated record.